Messenger RNA from Nannizzia gypsea CBS 118893, 4392 nucleotides. RefSeq lists its product as hypothetical. The transcript has 3 exons. The record is from RefSeq and is a predicted model, not a curated record. Lineage: Eukaryota; Fungi; Ascomycota; Eurotiomycetes; Onygenales; Arthrodermataceae. Bases 1 to 4392 code for a protein of 1463 amino acids.
AUGGCCAAAAAGAAGAAGACAAAGAAGACCAAUCGACUGCCGGCCAAUUCAGUCGUGCCCAACAUUGACAACGGGAGUAGCAGCAACCUGCCUGAGGGUGACGGCUCGUCUGCACUCCCCGAAAAUUUUAAUUAUCAAACCUAUGAUUGGAACACCGGUCAAUUUACAGACUGUCCUAUUUCAUCGUUAUAUUCUUCUCCACCAUCAGAUGACGGCAAUGGUGAAUCUACCGCUGACGCAGAGCCAAAAAAGGACACCCCCCCUGACCAGCAACCACAAGAUGAACCGGCAACUGAUGCUAAUGCCGGAAAAGAUGUCUCUGAAACACCUACAGAUCCAACGGGAAAUGAGGCCUCUGAGAAGCCCGAAAAAGCAACAGACGAGGCACCAUCGGUAGAAGACAAGCCAGCGGAAGAGACUCCAGCAGAGGAGCCGACAAAAGAAUCUCCCGCUGCUGAAGAUCCGCCUGCUGAAAAAGCUCCAGCUGAAGAACAGCCUACUAAAGAAGAAACUCCGGCCGAAGAACCAGUAAAAGAAGCUCCUGUUGCAGAAGAUGGAUCCGCUGAAGAAGCUUCGGCUGAAGAAAAGCCCGCUGCAGAAGAGGCUCCAGCUGCGGAAGAACCAGCAAAAGAAGCUCCCACUGCGGAAAAUCUGCCUGCUGAAGGAGCCCCAACUGAAGAAAAGCCUGCUAUAGAAGACACUCCGGCAGAACAAGAUCCGGUAAAAGAAGCUCCCUCUGCGGAAGAGUCAUGUGCCGAAGAUACAUCGGCGACGGAAGGGUCGCCCGCAGAAGAGGCCCCGGCCAAAGAAACUCUAGCUGCGGGGGAGGCUGCGGAGGAGGCACCGGCUACAGAGCCAUUGACGGAGGAGGCGGCUCCUGAGGAAGCUCCCGUCACAGAAGAUUCCCCUGCGGAAACGGCUCCUGCUCUAGAAGCCCCAGCUACGGAGGAGACACCAGCGCCGGCAGAAGUUCCUGAUACGUCGAACACAGAAGAAUCACCCGUUCAAGAUGCCUCUUCUGAAUCACCCACUACGGAAGAGACAACAGUGGAAGAAACGCCAGCGGAAGAGGCAACGACUCCAGAAGAAUCUCCGGCUGUAGAAGAAUCAUCCGUUGAGGAGGGUCCUGCCGAAGAGGUUCCGGCAAUAGCAGACGUUCCGGCGGCAAUCGAAGGCACAGAAAAUGUGGCCACAGAAGGCACUGAUUCUGACAUUCCAAUUGGAGAAUCUGUUGUUGAGCAGUCUACAGUUGAGGAAGCCGCCGCUGAACUACCGACAGCAGAGGAGACAGCUGUGGAAGAGCCUGCUGCGGAAGAGCCAGUUGUAGAGGUUCCAGCUGCUGCGGAAGACAAAGUCGCCGAAGAGCCUGCUGCUGUAGAGGAGCCAACUGUGGAAGAGGCGGCCACCGAAGAACCAGUUGUAGAGGCUCCAGCUGCUGUGGAGGAGCCUGCUGCUGCUGAAGAAUCUGCUGCCAUAGAGGAGCCAGCUGCUGUGGAGGAACCAGCUGCUGAAGAACCCACCGCUGCAGAGGAACCUGCUUCUGUGGAGGAGCCAGCUGCAAAGGAGCCAGAUGUGGAAGAUCCUGCUGCGGAGGAGGCUUCUGCUACUAAAGAACCUGCUGUUGCGGAGGAGCCAUCUGUGGAAGAGCCAGCUGCUGUAGAGGAACCAGCUGCAGAAGAGCCAGCUGCUGCAGAAGAACCUGUUGCUGCUAAAGAACCUGCUGCUGCUGAAGAACCUGCUACUGCUGAAGAACCUGCUGCUGCUAAAGAACCUGCUGCCGUAGAGGAGCCAGCUGCAGAAGAGCCUGCUGCUACUGAAGAACCUGCUGCUGCGGAGGAGCCAGCUGCUGCUGAAGAACCUGCUACUGCUGAAGAACCUGCUGCUGCUAAAGAACCUGCUGCCGUAGAAGAGCCAGCUGUGGAGGAGGAGGUCGCGGAAGAGCCCGUUACUAAAGAACCCGCCGCUGCAGAGGAGCCAGCUGCUGCUAAAGAACCUGUUGCUACGGAGGAGCCAGCUACUGCAGAGGAACCAGUUGCUGUGGAGGAGCCAGCUGCUGCUGAAGAACCUGCUACUGCUGAAGAACCUGCUGCCGUAGAGGAGCCAGCUGUGGAAGAGCCAGCUAUAGAGGAGGAGGUCGCAGAAGAGCCCGUUGCUGAAGAACCCGCCGCUACAGAGGAGCCAGCUGCUGCAGAGGAACCAGCUGCUGUGGAGGAGCCUGCUGCUGUGGAGGAGCCUGCUGCUGCGGAGGAGCCAGCUGCUGCGGAGGAGCCAGCUGCUGCAGAGGAACCAGCUGCUGUGGAGGAGCCUGCUGCUGCGGAGGAGCCAGCUGCUGCUGAAGAACCUGCUGCUGCAGAGGAACCAGUUGCUGUGGAGGAGCCUGCUGCUGUGGAGGAGCCUGCUGCUGUGGAGGAGCCUGAUGCUGUGGAGGAGCCUGCUGCCGAAGAGCCCGUUGCUGAAGAACCAAUACACGACGGGCCAGCGACCGGGGAGGCAGCGGAAGAACCUGCCGCCCAAGAACCCACUGCUGAAGAGCCGGUUAUAGAGGAACCAGCAGCCGAACAACCCGCCGCUGAAGAGGCCGCUGUCGAGGAGCCUACUGCCGAAGAGGCAACGAUAAGUGAAGAGCCGGUAGUUGAACAGCCCGCCCCCGAGGCGGCUGCGGUCGAGGAACCAGCUACUGCGGAGGCAACAGCUACAGAACCUAAAGCCAGUGAACCUGCUGAAGAACCUGUGGAUGACCAGCCGAAAUCCGAUGAAGCAGUCGUUGAAGAUCCUGCACUCCAAGAACCAACACCGGUUCCGGCGGACCUGGCAGAGGUUUCUGCUGAACAACCAGGAGAAGCAGUUCCUGAACAGUCUGCUCCUGAAGACCUUGUUCCCUUAGAAGAGGCUCCAACUCAGGAGAUAGCUACGGCCGAAGAGAAUCUUUCAAGAGAAUCUGCUCCAGAAUCAACACCAGCGACGUCAGAAGAGGUUUCUGCCGAAGUCCCUGAGGCACUGGCAACUGAAAAAACUCAUGAUGGUUCGCUACCGGCAGAAGAUGUUGCCAAGGAAGAAGCACCUCCCGAAAAGGCUGUAGCAGAGCCCGUCGCUGCAGGAGAAGCAGCAGCACCUCUGGCAGACGAGCCGAAGGCCGUUGAAGAGCCAGUCCCAGAACCCGCACCUGUUGUCGACGAGAAGCCUGCGGAAGAAAUCAAGGAAGAACCAGUGUCAAAGGCCGUGGAAGCUCCCGCUCUAGAAGAUACAGCUCCAAAACCUGUAACUGAAUCAAAGCCGAAAUCGCGAUCGAAAGAGCGAUCGAAAGAAAAAAGGCACAAGAAACAUCGACGGUCCACACCAGGAGAGGAGCCACGGUCUUCAAAAAGCUCAGGUGAGAAAAAACCUAGCUCUCGUCGACCAAGAGCCGAACGAGAGGUGAAGUCUUCACCACCGGCCGAUGCGGCCACUGAAGUAAAGGAGACGAAACACUCAGGGCAUACUAGACAUAGAAGCAGCCGCCCCCGGCCAAAUGAGACUGAAGCUGAGCGAGCAGAGAGACGAAAGAGGCGAGAAGCCCGCAGAGCUGAGGCAGAACGUUCUAAGGAGUCCGGAAGUCCUAAGGAGGAACAAUCGAAGGAAGAACGUCCUCAAAACCCACCAAAGCGACCUCUUGCCCGGCGGUUGUCUCUAUCGGGCCGUGACCGGCCCAAAGCCGCCCCUAAACCUGCCGGUACAGGCCAAAACCCGAUAUCUUCACUUGCCUCUAAGCCCCUUGCUUUGUUAAGAUUAAUUACCACUGGCCAAUCAACAGCUCAUCAGCCGGUUAUGAAAGUGAACGAGCGGGCGAAGACUUCUUCCCCAGUCCCUCCCGUCAAACGACCAUCACCUCCAAAUACUUCUGGCUCCUCUACUCACUCUCAGUCAAACUCAGGCUCUCGUUCUCACUCCGAUAGGCGCCGUGAAAGAAGGUCCACCAACGCUGAAGAAGUUAGGGAGCGAGCACGGCGGAGUAACGCCAGGAGCGAGGAGAAUAAGCUGCGUGAAAGGAAGUCCCCUAAGAUCGAUGAAGGGACAGAGCAAGAAAAGCCUCCCAAACCGAAAACGGAAGAACCGAAGCCUCGAGAACGAAGACUAAGUAGAGGUGAAAAUAGCAAAGAACGAAAGCCAAGCAAGCACGAAGAAGCCAAGGAGAAAGAACCUGCGAAGGAGCAAGAGCAUCGGGAGCAUCGGGAGCACCGUCGAGAACGCCGACGAUCGAUGAGGCUCGAAGCUCCCGCAGACAAGGCCGCGAAGGAGGACCCUCCACCAGAACGACUGCGUCGACGCCGCUCAAGUCUGUAUAAAAACCGCGAGGAUGCUCCCGCAAGCAUGAGCUUCAGAGAGAAGCUUCGACAAGUUCUUACCGCAGCAUGA